Messenger RNA from Cylas formicarius (sweet potato weevil), 2616 nucleotides. Its product is annotated as protein LZIC-like. The transcript has 2 exons. The record is from RefSeq and is a predicted model, not a curated record. Lineage: Eukaryota; Metazoa; Arthropoda; Insecta; Coleoptera; Brentidae. Gene Ontology annotation, molecular function: beta-catenin binding. The coding region runs from base 1154 to 2065 and encodes 303 amino acids.
UGAUAUCUUUCUGUAUAUUAACUAAUUAAGCAUUGACAUAAUUUUCAGCAGAUGACCGCUCGUAAAAAAAGAUUUAAUUGUGUUGGUUAUAUCAAUUACAAAUAUUUUUCCUGAUUGAAUAAGCGCGACGAAAGCUAAAACUAAAUAACUUCUUUCUAAAGUUACUGCAGCUCUUAGCAAAUUUUUUUACCUAAGGGUGGCCAAGUGGUUUAACCAAUUUGAAGGCUAUUUAGACAAUUUAAAUGCCUAACAUAAUUUGCCUUGUAGAAAUGAAAAUAUUAAAAAAAAAAUAAGGAGAUAAAAACAUUAGAAUAUUUGAUUUUUAAAAUCAUUUUUAUUUAUUAAAUCAUGAAAUAAUUAAACUGCCCUGUCCCACAAAAUUCUCGAAAACUUGCGAAAAAAUUAAAUACUAAAUAUUAUUAAUUCAUUGAAUGAAAUUAUGCCGAUCGAUCGAAAUUUAAAAUAACCUUUGCAAAAUAGCAAAACUAACUAAAAUAAUACAAAGGCUGUUCCAUUCUAUUCCAGCCAUCUUUGAAUGGAAUAAUUGCAAUCGUACCAAUCAAAAAUAAAAGUUUUUAACUUAAGAAAUUUACAUUUUUUUAGAAAAUUGCACUAGUUAGGUAAUGUAGUGACCUAAACACUUACAAAAAUUCAUCUUUUUAUCACUCUACUUAGGGCUCAGCUCAAUCACGAAAGCGACACAUCGAUUUUAAACUAUACACAAAAAAAUUAAUGCGGUUGCUAAUGAUUUUGUCAAAUUUCUUCACUCGGCGUGUUUUUUCCCAAAAUUGUUGUUGUAUCUUAAAGUAAAAACCAGCUCCAACACUUUUGAAUUUUUUUUUUAUGUUAUUGACUUUCUUAAAAUACAAACGGACCAAAAUUGAUAUUUUUUUGUGAAAAUGCUUUAAUAUUCCAUAACAUUGAUUAAUAACGCAAUUUAAACUACAAAAUUUGUUUUUUAUCAAUAAACUAGGUAUGGGGCAGAUAUCAGAUAUUACAGUUAGAUGAUAUCAUAUAUACAAACAGUUACUUAUAGUGAUAGCUGGAGCUUCCACCUGCAUGAAUUAAAACAGUUACGAGUUUAUCAAAUCAUUGCAUAGUCAGAACAACUAGUUCAACACAGGCGCUGACCCAGUCUGUUCGCUUUAGAAACAUGUUUGAAAUAUACGCGACGAUUGCUUGUGUUUUAAUUUUGACUGGGGGACUGAGUGCGACAUAUUUCGCCAAAUAUUUUAUUUACAAGAAAGAUAUUUUUUUGUGGACUGUAAUGCUGGAGAGUGCGAUGACAGUGUUGAUUGGACUGCUUUACAUAUAUGGCGCAAUACUUUGGUCAAACGAGGAACCUCAAAACUUUCAGGUUAUCAAUAAUAUUGACGACUUAGCAGUGGUUAACAACACACAUGACAACAGCAAUGAUGAACUAUUUAACGAGCUACAGCAACUUUUAACAGUUGAAGAUAUGCAUAUUUUCCCAAAUUUAUCAGACAUCGAUAAUAAAAUAGAAGAUACAAGAGAAAAUCAUAAUUUGAAUUAUGAUUUUUACCAAGGCAUACUAAAAUUUCUUAUAAAUCAAAAAAUGAAAAAUAAUUUAUUAACCAUAAGAAAAAGUAAGCAAAUCCAAAUGAUUGAAACCGAGAUGAGUCAAACAGAUGAAAUUGAAUGCUUUUACAUGAAAACAUUUCUUCAGCAUGCUCUAAUGCUGUAUUCCUUUGUACACUGUGUUAUGAUGCUUGUUAAUUAUAGUAUGUUUUACUACAGUUACAUUCCGGAGGCAACAUUGGAAGUUGGAACAAAGGCUGUAGAACCUUGUGAAGUGGUAAAGACUCCUGAACACACUGAUCAAUUAUUUCAAAAAAUUCAAGUAACAGAAAAUACAGAACCACCUGUUCACCUGUUUAAUGUCAAAAUGGAUACUGAAACUCAGAAAAAUGAUCAAAGGAACGUAGCCAAAUUGAUUAAAACACCUAGUAUUAAGAAACAACUUCUACAAAUGUUGGUUGAAAUCAUUUUUAUUGCAAUUCUCACUACACAACUUCAAAUGAGUACAAUUUUAGUGCCACAUUAGUCGAUACCAAUGAUCUUGAAAAGUUGGUACACAAUUUUAAUGAUGAUAAGAAACAGGAAAUGGACAACAUCGUAAAGAAAAUAUACAACUUAAUAGAAACAGCGAAAAAUUCAAUAAAUUCUAAUACUACAUAUAUAACAACUCUUAAAGAACAUUUUAGGUAUCGCAAUUUCACGCAACAGUAUAAUGAUGGUAUUCAAGGAAAUGUUUACCUACGAGUUUACAACUUCAUAGUGUUUAUCAUAGUGUAUGUUAUCGUUUUACUUUACAUGAACAAUUUACAAGCAAAAAUUGUUAAGAAUACUAAAAAACCUUUCUCAAAAUGUGUUAUGUUAUUUGCAAUAUUAUGGUUGCCCACAAUAAUAGAAAUGUUCUAUAGAACAUACAUAGUGAACAAAUCCCCAAACACUUUAUCCGGAUUGCUGUUAUUGCUUGCUAAUGGAAAUACAAUAACCCAAACAAUACAGAAAUACGCGCAAUGGACAGGAUACACAAAACAAAACUCAACGGUGGAGCCGCUUCACAAAUGAAUAUUUCCUUAUAUUACAGAA